Messenger RNA from Anastrepha obliqua, 1434 nucleotides. RefSeq names its product splicing factor 45 (gene Spf45). The coding region runs from base 103 to 1341 and encodes 412 amino acids. Lineage: Eukaryota; Metazoa; Arthropoda; Insecta; Diptera; Tephritidae. The record is from RefSeq and is a predicted model, not a curated record. Gene Ontology annotation, cellular component: precatalytic spliceosome. Gene Ontology annotation, biological process: mRNA cis splicing, via spliceosome; alternative mRNA splicing, via spliceosome. The transcript has 4 exons. Gene Ontology annotation, molecular function: RNA binding.
AAAUGUAUUUACGAAAUGUCAACUUUGGCAAAGAGGACGUGAAUUUUGUAUCAGAUAUCAGUCCAGUAUAUUUCUGUGUUAUUUUUAAUUAAACGCACUAAAAUGGAUUUGUACGAUGAUAUUGAUACAAAACCUCGAGCUAGCCAAAUCGAUGGUUGGUCAUCAGGUAUUAAAAUGCUUCAAACACAGUUGGCAAUUAAGAAAGCACAGGGACCAAAAGAGCCGCCUAAGAAACCGUUAAUGACACCAGUUGUAAAUUUGCGUGCUAAAAAGGCUGCAGCUGAAGCGGAAUCUAUCAAUGUGCCGAAAAUAGAUGCACCAAUAAUGACUCCCAAGACAGUUAUUACAGCCAAACCAUUGGAACCAGUAAUACAAAGUGUCAAAUCGGACGAUUGUUGGGAUUUUGUUGAUGAAUAUGAUCCAAUGUGGCCGAACGAGUAUGAAAAGUUAAAGGAUAAAAAUCAAAAUAAAGAAAAGGAGCAUAAAAGUGGGAGCGGGGGUGGAGGUGGUGGUAGAGGCAGCGAAAGGAAGCGAGGGCGCGGUCGAAACAGUACACGCGAUUCAUCACCACCAGUUAAAUUUUCUGGCUUUGGACAACGUCAAUCUGAGGAAGAAAAUUAUAGCCCGCCUCCACAAGGUUCAGUGGCAAGUAAAGGUGGUGCUGCAAUUGCGCCACCACCUUCUCUUCAAGAGAUUUCCAUAAAUAAUGAAAAUGGUGACGGAUCAUCAAAUGUAACCAUACCCUACUCCGCAAGCUCCGUCGCUGCAAAGAUUAUGGCAAAGUACGGUUUUAAAGAUGGUCAGGGGUUGGGCAAACAGGAGCAGGGUAUGUCCAUGGCCUUACAGGUGGAGAAGACUUCAAAGCGUGGUGGUCGCAUAAUACAUGAAAAAGAUGUAUUUUUGCCGCCACCACCAGCACCUAACAGUCCACCUGUAAGCAUGGCCCCACCGGCGGCGCCAGCACCAGCAACACCGGGUCUAACGCUAGCGCAAGCUGUUGCCGAAGUACCAGCAACCGAACCUAGCAUCACAGAAAUAAUGAAAGAACCCAGUAAAGUGGUUUUAUUAAGGAAUAUGGUGGGUCCAGGAGAUGUAGACGAAGAUUUAGAACCUGAGGUGAAAGAUGAAUGCAACACCAAAUACGGCGAAGUAGCAAGUGUUAUAAUACACGAGGCUUUCGGCACAACACCUGAAGAAGCUGUUAAAAUAUUUGUGGAGUUUAAACGCAUUGAAAGUGCUAUUAAAGCGGUUGUUGAUUUGAAUGGACGUUUCUUCGGUGGACGUCAAGUGCGUGCUGGUUUUUACAAUUUUGAUAAAUUCAAAAGUUUUCAAUUACAUUAAAAUGAUUAGUUUUAUUUAUUAGCAUUUAAUCGUAAAGAUCUUUAACAAAUAUUUUUACUUAAAUGAAAUAACUAUUAACAUAUUUAAUACUGA